This is a messenger RNA of Penicillium chermesinum, 909 nucleotides long. Its product is annotated as class II aldolase/adducin domain protein. The transcript is spliced from 5 exons. Gene Ontology annotation, molecular function: actin filament binding. Lineage: Eukaryota; Fungi; Ascomycota; Eurotiomycetes; Eurotiales; Aspergillaceae. The coding region runs from base 1 to 909 and encodes 302 amino acids. Gene Ontology annotation, cellular component: cytoskeleton. The record is from RefSeq and is a predicted model, not a curated record.
AUGUCGACCUCUACCUCCGUUACCACCGCUCAGCAGGUUGGAUCCGUUCGCCUCGCGGCCGAGGUUGAGAUUGGAUCCGCAGCCAACGACGCGACAUUCCAAGGCUCUGCUCGCGGCACUCGUGAUGGACGUUUGAAGCUGGGUGGGAUCCCCACCUUCUCUGACCCACUGGAACAGCGACAAUGGAUGAAAGAACACAUGGCGGCAGCAUUUCGAUACUUCGGCAAGCUUGGCUAUGGCGAAGGCAUCUCGGGUCAUAUCUCGAUGCGAGACCCUAUUUUGAAGGAUCAUUUCUGGAUGAAUCCUUACGCCAAACAUUUCUCGUUAAUGAAGGCCUCCGACCUUGUUCUUGUUGAUGACAAGGGAUACGUCACCGAGGGAGGUGCGCAGAGCCCUAUCAACGAGGCUGGUUUCAUGAUUCAUUCCGAGAUCCACAAGGCUCGUCCAGAUGUAGUUGCCGCUGCUCAUACGCAUGGCGUGUAUGGUAAGACAUGGAGUGCUUUUGGCAAGCCAAUUGAGAUGCUCACACAGGAUGCCUGCAACUUCUACGGCAAAGUUAGCGUUUACACGAAGCACGGCGGUGUUGCGCUGUCUCAAGAAGAAGGCCGAGAAAUCGCCGCAGCUUUAGGAAAGGAUAACUUUGCCUGCAUUUUGCAGAACCACGGUCUUUUGACCGUGGGUCACACCGUGGAUGCGGCAGCUAUUCUGUAUUCCAUGCUUGAGAAUGCUUGUCACGGUCAGCUUCUGGCCGAGGCAGCUGCUGCCAACGGCAUCCCUAAGCAGAUUAUUAGCCAUGAGGCGGCUCAGCACACGGCAGACUUCGCUCAGAACCCGCAUAACCUUUAUACGGAGUUUCAGCCGGAAUAUGAGUUGGUCGUGGAAGAAAGCAAUGGAAAAGUUUUGCAGUAA